UUUUCCUUUUGCGCGUAGCUGCCGCCACGGCUGAGACGGGACCUACAGGCCACCGUAGAGGUGAAGGCCGCAGCGCUGCCCGACGAGCGGUGGCGCCGCCAUCUUGGAUUGGUCAAGACCCCGCGGUUCGACAGUGAAACAUCUUGGCAGCGUUUACUCUUUGACGCUUACAGUGCUCUGCGACCUGCCUACGUGGCGGGGCGGAAGACGCUGUGCUGGCUGGUACUGAACGGAUCACCAUGUCCCAGGCUUCCCGCUCUGAUGCAGAGCCCUGCACUGACAGCAGGACUCCAUCUGAUCUGGGUCUCUGUCAGGAUGUCCCAGUGUCCUCUGAGCACCCGUCCCCUUCACCAAAGCCUCCUCUCAUCCCCACGAUUGUUGAACUUCCGUUGUCCGCUGAGCAGACAGCAGAAGAGGAUACGAGCGCCAAACCUGACCCAUCAGAGGAUCGGCCGCAGCCCCCUGCUGAAAAUCAGCUGACUGAAUGUGACCAACCAGUGAGCCUGGAGCCAGAGGCCGACGGGUCAAAAGAGGAGAUGUCUCUCCAGCAGAAAAGCUGGGGAGGUUGGAGUUCAUGGGGGAAAUCUCUCCUGAGCAGUGCCACCUCCACCGUUGGGCAGAGUCUGACCUCUGUUAAGGUCAAGGCAGGAGAGGCUCUUCGUCUCCACAAGGCCUCGGUAGGUGAGGAGGCUCAGGAGGUGGAGGAGGAGGAGGGCGAUGGAGGUGGAGCAGAACAGGAGGAUGGGGGAGAAGGUGGCCAUGUUGACCUGUCCAACUCAGAGGAGUGUUCAACAUCAGGUGCUGCUCCUGCUGCAGCUUCAAGCAGAGGCGUCUUCUCUACAAUCACAAAUGCAAUGCAGAACACUGGUAAGUCGGUAAUCAGUGGAGGUCUGGAUGCUUUGGAGUUCAUUGGAAAGAAGACCAUGACUGUUCUCGCAGAAAGUGACCCUGGGUUUAAAAAGACUAAGACCCUGAUGCAGAAAACUGCCUCGCUGAGUCAGAUGUUGAAGGAGGCGAAGGAGAAGGAGCGUGCACGUCUGAACAACCAGCCUGUCAGCGCACCCACCGCUCACUACGGGAUUCUUUUUGAUGACUACCAGGGUUUGUCACACCUGGAGGCCCUGGAGAUUCUGUCUAAUGAGAGCGAAGCUCAAGUCCAAGCCUUCCUGUCCGCUCUGGCGGAGGAAGAGCAGGAUGAGGUGAAGAAGGAGCUGAUCUUCAUCAGAGACAUUUUCAUCAAGCAGCAAGAAGAAGAGGAAGGAGAGGCAAACGGAGGACAGACGAAGGAUAAUGGUGAUCUAAGUUCCCAAACACAAUGUUCUACCCCUCUAUCUGCUGAUGGUGAGGAGUUUGUCAGCGUUCUCACUGAGCUGCUGUUUGAGCUUCAUGUUGCUGCAACACCAGACAAACUCAACAAGGCUCGAAUGAGGGCCCAUGAAUGGGUGAACAAGGUGGAGCAGCCUGUCACUACGGAUACAGUUGUCAGGGAAACGCAGGACAAGCCAGGAGGAGAGGACUCCCCUGGAGAGAGCCAGGAGGAGAAGAAAGAUGGAGAGGAGCUGCAGGAGAGGAACGAAGAUAAGAAAGCAAAAGAGAGUGACGCCAGAUCAGUAGAGGUUGUGUACAUGUCGUCAGUCGGCAGCCUGGCGGAGGUGACUGCUCGCAGUAUCGAGCAGCUCCACAAGGUGGCAGAACUCAUCCUCCAUGGUCAGGAUCUGGAGAAACCAGCGAGGGACCAGGCCCAGAUCCUCACCAGGUUGACGUGUGCCAUGUGUGCGGAGGUAGACUGUUUGUGCAAGAGCUUCUCUGAUGCUCUCCUUCUUGUUGGGGCCCAGAGGAAAGCAGAGGAGUUGAAUCCAUUAGUAGAUGGUGUGUUGCAAGAGGGCACCAACAGCACCAACUACAUACAUAAUGCAUUUCAGCUGCUGCUGCCAGUCCUGCAGAUGUCCCACAUCCAGAGCCAACGCUGCCGACCUGCUGAGGAAGCUGCAGCUCCGUUGCAGCACUGACACACUCAGAUAAUCCACUUGCCUUUACUUACAGCUGUACAGUGAAGUACACACAGUAACUCAGUGCUUUAAGUCACAAAAAGUGCCAUGUUAAAUAUCAGAGGAUAUCAAGUCUUAACAUUAACAAAAUAAUUGUGUGAAUAUUAGAUAAAAUGCAGGUUGUGUCUCUACCAAUUUAUAUUUAUCAGUGUUUUUGCCUGUGUGUUUAUUUUAUUUUUUUGUUUUUGUUUAAUGCUGCCACAGUGAAUAAUCUGUCAGUGGUGUAGCCACCAGUGAACUCUAUAGUGUCACUUCAUACUCGCUGGCUGUGUAUGCUAAGAUUAUACAUUAGUAUUGAUGAUAUUAGUUACCUGCUUCUCAAAUACACAUCAAAGUCAGAACUUGAUCAUUAAAAGUUCGUGUUUAAACUAGAAGAUCAAAUCUCACUUUUCCUGCCUGAAGAUGAAUAAAAAAUACCACAGAAAACAAAACUGACUGAAGUUAUCAAUGCAAGUAUGAAAGGGUUUAGAAUAUUUUAUAUAAAAAAACUAUUUGGACAUUACCAGAUGUUAGGCAAAGGGACCCCCCCCCCCCACACACACACACACACACCCACACACACUUAAACCUACACAUGUACCAUGUGUGCCACCACAUGUACCAUAGAAACUUCCCUUACAGAGUCUUGCUGCUGAAGAUAAAUCACCAGGAAACAAAUGUAUGUUAGAUAUUCCUGUAGAGGUGAUGUUCCAGAAGUGCACACACUAGUCACUAGAAUGUGACUCUAAUGUAGACUGAAUUUCUCGUGUCAUCACUGACUAGAUGUCUAAACAGACAGAGAUUAAAAACAAAAAUCUGAUAGUUUUCACUAAAACAUGUCUGCAGGCCAAGAGGUAUUUUUAUCAGUAGAACAAAAACAAAAAUCGUAGUGUGUGUUUUCUCUCCUUGAGUAUUUCAACUAAAAAGUUAAUAAACUGUCUUUUUCAGUGUUUUAAUCUGGUUUGAAAUGACAUUCUUUUCUGAAAGUACACAGUGAAUAUUGCUUGUUUGUUUUUGUGUUAAAUUAUUUGAAGCAAAAUUAAUUUUGGACUGAUUCAAAGCUUCGGCUGCUUUACCAAAAACGUGUCCUGAGAGCCAACUAUGUAACUUGACAGUAUGUGAUUGUUAAAAAUGUUUAUUGUGCUGCUGCAAAUAAAACUAUCAGUUUAUAUGUCGUCAAUUAUCAA
Messenger RNA from Nothobranchius furzeri (turquoise killifish), 3214 nucleotides. RefSeq names its product family with sequence similarity 114 member A1 (gene fam114a1). NCBI's taxonomy places the organism in Eukaryota, Metazoa, Chordata, Actinopteri, Cyprinodontiformes, Nothobranchiidae. The record is from RefSeq and is a predicted model, not a curated record.